Molecule: messenger RNA, 1339 nt
Organism: Drosophila suzukii
Lineage: Eukaryota; Metazoa; Arthropoda; Insecta; Diptera; Drosophilidae
Source: RefSeq, a predicted model, not a curated record
UGUUCUAUCCCACCAGCUUUUAUACACCUGAAGACCCUUCGCUGGCACAUUUAUAGACAGCACGGCGGAGAGAAGCCCUACAAGUGUGCCAACUGCACGGAGGUUUUCGCAUCCUACGCGGAGAAGCGAAUCCACAUGCUGGAGCGGCAUAGGGAGAAUCUAACUGCCAUCGAGCGGAGCGAGUGCAUGUUGUGCCGCCAGCCCUUUACCAGCGAACAGGAUCUGAUCCAGCACAUGUCCGUGGAGCAUCUGCAACGUCCCGGUGCUCCGGUGAUCGCCAACAACAAGCGGGUGUUGCAACAGAAGCGGGAACGACAGUACUCCGGACUCUUUCAGUGUGGCAGCUGCACGCAGCGAUUCAACAUGAAGUCGGCGCUGGAGCGGCACGCAGCCGUACACUCGGAAAAAGAUCGACCCCAUGCCUGUCCACAUUGCUCCAAGAGGUUCAAACGCGCCCAGGACAUGAAGUGGCACAUCAAGACCCAUGAAAAGGAGAAACCCAAUGUGUGCGAUGUCUGUGGAAAGGCCUUUGCACUCAAGUAUGUGCUCACCCAGCACCGGUUGAGUCAUGAGGUCUUGGAAAAAAACUUCAAGUGCAACGUUUGCGGUCGAGCCUAUCUGUUUGAGAAGUCAUUGCGGCUGCAUCAGCGUGUUCAUACUGGCAAAACCUACUAUAAAUGCGAUCUCUGUCAAGAGAGAUUCGUCACGCACAUUAAGCUCAAAACUCACAUGCAAAAGACACACGCCGCCUCUCAGCCGCACUCUGCGGACCACCCUCUGGAUGAUCUGAUCAACAUUGUGAUUUCCUAACCAAGUGGAACAGCAAAGAUUUCUGUUAUAGCCAAGCACAAGCACGGAAACCGUAUUGGGAGCGUAAGCGUAGCUCACUGAUCUCAAGCCUACAUAGACCAUACCCUCCAUCCAAUUACUAGACCAUAUGCGCACUGCGAUCUGUAAUGUGCUUAGAGCUUUACUUAGAAUACUCCGUAGGCGAAUUUUACUCGAUAUCCCAUAUAUCUCUGCCAAUUUCUUAUUGAGCCCCAUAUCUCUUUCUAUCUCUGAUUCAUAUAAAUCUCACAGAACGCCUCUAACAAUCUAACACUCCAAGCAAACAUAUAUCCACUUGACCAUUUAGCGAUAAGCAAUAAGCAAUGAGAACAAAAAAGGUGUUAUACGAGCAAUUUAAGCUUCACGGCAAACUUGUAAUGCUCAAGAAAUGCAUUUAUUUCCAGAUGAAACCGAGAAGUAUUUACAAUAAUUACCGAAAACGUAUAAGAAUAUUUAAAAUAUCGAUAUACUAUGGAUUUUAAUAAAUGUAGUAGCAGAUAUAUUUACCAAA